Messenger RNA from Haemonchus placei, 888 nucleotides. Lineage: Eukaryota; Metazoa; Nematoda; Chromadorea; Rhabditida; Trichostrongylidae. The record is from the annotation of a GenBank genome assembly.
AUGUCGACCGGUGACGGCAUCGACUUGACUUAUCUGGAAGAGCCUCCAAUUGCAUGGCCGAAAGCAGAAUGGAGCCACAAUAAAUACCGAGUAACUCCGUCUUUCAAAGAUCAUCUGCCAUACUUCGCUGGAGAAAAUGCCUGGGUGAAAGAAGUGAACAUGAACUGCUGGCCCGAUUAUGAAAAUAACAGGUCGAAAUAUAUCGUAAAUGUCAAAUGGCUAGAUGAUGACGAAAAGGCAGCGGAAAGAUGGAGGCAGCUGGCCUCAUUCUCUUCGACGAGUACGUCAUCUUCACUUAUGGAGGGCUACACGUCCGAAAUGACGAAGGACGCAACCGAGCCCACCGUAGACGACUGGCUUGGCUCAGAAGAAUAUGAACAAGAAAACACUUCGUCUCUGCCGGGAGGUGAUGUGGGCCAUGGGGACACGGUCCCAGAUUACGGUAGCAGCAUGAUCGAUGGAAGUCUUCCUAGUGAGAAUAGAACUGUUCUUCACACCACACCUACUUCAUCGGUCAAUACGCAAAAUGGUUCCGGUGAUUUCACUAAUGAAGGUUUUCCUGAGCACCCAGAUCUUCAAUCUCCUGUUCCUGCAGAGAUGCUAUCUAUUAGAAUCAUUAUUAUUGAGAAGGCUAACUUCAGUAUUGUUCGGAGGAAAAUCGAUUACGAAGCAGCCUCUGAUGAGUGCAUCAGCAGUAUUUAUGAUAUUUUGGAGAAAAAUAUGCCGUCUCUGGAGAAAAUCCAAAUUUACUAUUCGAAUAAGAAAAUCCGUCGUCGUACCGAUUUGACAAAACUACCGGCCGGUGAUCGAAGGCAAUUCUGUCAACUGGCUGGUACUCAAGGAACGUUGGUUUUUGUCGUCGCAGCACCAACUGUUCGGAUUUUCUGA